AUCGGCAUCAGAAAUAGGAAUGAGUUAUAUUUUAUCCCUUGGCAACGCAGACGCUCGUUGACACGCUCGAGCAGUGUGGGUGCAAUAAUUGAAUAACAUGGAUUCCGAAACGUAUUUUGCAACGCUUGCGCACUCGACGCGUGAAUGGAGUUGGGACGUCCAAACCCGGACGGUGACAUCAGAAUUGGGACGCCCAAGGAUCCCGUUCCUAUCAACCAACCAGCCAUUGAGAAUCCAUUUGUUCUGUUUUGACAAGAUGGGAUACAGUUUCAAAUUGGACCUUUUGCAGCAAGUUAGAAUUUACGCAGCAGGUUAGCAUAAUUAACGUAGCAGGUUAGGAUUAAGGCUAGGGAAAGGCUUCGCUAAAAUGAAAAACAAAUCUACUUUUGAAGUUAAUUUGACAAAAGCUGUAACCUUCUAGCCAUGACAAUACUGUAUUUUGAUUCGUCUGAGGCUGUUAAAAUUGAAAGUGAAAGUUCACACCACGAAACGCUGACACAUCCAACCGAGACAGUUAACCGUGACAGCGUUUAACAAAGUAAAAGGGGUUGAAACGUGAAGUGCAGUAGACGCUCUCCUUUCACCUGAGGGUUGUGGAUUCGUUCGCCCAGCUUGAUUGAAGAUGCUCCAUAAUUCUCGACCUCCCCAACCUCAAAGCGCUGGUUUUUCCUUUGAGAACACUCGCAGGAAUGCUGUGUUGGAGGGGAAUUUGUCAGAGCUUGGUUACAGUUCUCCUAAGGCAAGGAAGACUGGAACCACCAUCGCUGGCAUAGUGUUCAAGGAUGGGGUGAUACUUGGAGCUGACACAAGAGCCACUGAUGACAUGGUGGUAGCUGACAAGAAUUGCAUGAAGAUCCACUACAUUGCACCCAACAUCUACUGUUGUGGCGCAGGUGUGGCUGCAGAUGCAGAAGUCACCACUCAGAUGAUGUCAUCCAAUGUGGAGCUGCACUCACUCAGCACAGGACGUCCUCCCCUUGUUGUCACGGUUACCCGACAACUGAAACAGAUGCUCUUCAGGUACCAGGGACAUAUUGGCUCCUCUCUGAUUGUUGGCGGUGUGGAUGUGACUGGUGCUCACCUCUACAGUGUCUACCCACACGGCUCCUAUGACAAACUACCAUUCCUUACUAUGGGUUCGGGAGCAGGUGCAGCUAUUUCUAUCUUUGAAGACAGAUACAGACCAAACCUGGAGCUAGAAGAGGCUAAAAAGCUGGUGCGGGAUGCCAUUGUUGCUGGGAUUUUCUGUGACUUAGGCUCUGGCAGUAAUGUGGACCUGUGUGUCAUCACUCAGGCAGGGGUUCAGUACCUUAGGGGCUAUGACCAACCAGCCCAGAAGGGGAAAAAAGAAGGACAGUACAAGUACAAGCCUGGCACCACUGCAGUUUUAACAAAGACUGUCACACCCCUGCCUCUGGACAUUGUUGAUGAAUCAAUUCAGCUUAUGGACACUCAGUAAAAUCUAUGCUGCUACAGGUUUUAUCAAACCAAAAUUAAUUCCAAAACUCAUUAGUAAAAAUGUCUACUUUGAUUCUAAAUCCUGACUGGUACUUACUACCAAAAUACAAUUAAUGCAUUUAGAUGUUUUUAUUAAACCUAUUACCACAGGGCUGCCCAAUCUUCCUGGAGAUCUACAGUCCUGUGGGUUCAGUCCAACCCUAAUUUAAUUAGCCGCUCAACAAGACCUUAACUAGUUGAAUCAGAUAUGCUAAAUUAGGGUUGGACUGAACCUACAGGACAGUAGAUCUCCAGGAAGAGGUUUGGGCAGCCCUGUUUCUACCAGAACAUGCAUGCAAUAGUACAGCAGCACUAUGAUAACCCCACACCUGAAUCUGUUGAUUUUGUCUGUAUAAUUGUCUUUUACUAUUACAAAGCUACUUUUUUAUAUUAUUUGAGUAUGACAUGCUACUAAUGUAACAAAUAUUUUUAUAACCAACCGAUGCUUCACAUUUAUACAUCCGGUGAAAUAUCUGGCUCAUUGUUGUAUCUGUGACUGUACGUUAAUGCCAUGUUAAUUGUAAGUCGCUCUGGAUAAGAGCGUCUGCUAAAUGACUUAAAUGUAAAUAUUCUCGAGCUGACUGACUUGUCCAAUAAACAUGCAGCUCAUCUUUCUCUAA
This is a messenger RNA of Oncorhynchus masou masou (cherry salmon), 2117 nucleotides long. RefSeq names its product proteasome subunit beta type-7-like. Gene Ontology annotation, cellular component: proteasome core complex. The transcript is spliced from 8 exons. The record is from RefSeq and is a predicted model, not a curated record. Bases 623 to 1459 code for a protein of 278 amino acids. Lineage: Eukaryota; Metazoa; Chordata; Actinopteri; Salmoniformes; Salmonidae. Gene Ontology annotation, molecular function: threonine-type endopeptidase activity.